CUGCCAGAUCCUGAAGUUCCUGGUGCACUGCUGGAUGUGAUGUGCUGAUAUUUGAGCUGUUUAGAACCAUGACUUCCCCACCAAGUCCUUCUCCAACCAGGUGGUUCAAAGCCCUGCGGAGAUCAAGGAUAGAGGACGUGUGUCUGAAUAGUGGAGCAGCCACAUGUGCAGAGGUCCUGAAGAGAGCCAGAGCAGCUUUCAGGGCCGGACGAACAGCCCAGGACAGCUUCAGACUGGCUCAGCUAGAGGCUUUGGUGCGCAUGUUGAUGGAUCACGAGUGUGACUUUGUAGAUGCUCUUGGACGGGAUGUGCAUAAGCCUCGCUUUGAAACGGUGAUGUCCGAGCUGAUGAUAGUCAAAUGUGAGGCUCUUCACACCAUCAGCAACUUGAAGAAAUGGAUGGAGGUGCAACGUAUAGAACGCAACUGGGCGACUGCAUUUGAUGAAUGCCUGGUGGUAAAUGAGCCGCUGGGUGUGGUAUUGAUAAUUGGGAAUUGGACCAGUCCUCUCCAGCUCUGUCUGGUACCUUUAGUAGGUGCCAUUGCAGCUGGUAACUGUGUGAUUAUAAGCCCACCAGACACCUGCGCUCAUACUGCUGAGCUUCUGCACAGACUCAUACCAGCUUACCUGGACAAUGAAUGCUUUCACUCUGUUGUGGCAGCAGCACACGAAAUUCCAGAAAUGAUUGACCUUAAAUUUGAUAAUGUAUUCUUCUUCGGCGAUAAAGAAAAUGGGAUUAAAGUAGCUCAAGCUGCCGCUCGGACACUGGCUCGUGUGACUCUGGUACUGAGUGGUAAAAACCCUUGUUAUGUUGACAGUCAAUGUGACAUCAACACGACGGCUCGUCGCAUUACCUGGGCACGAUUCCAUAAUGCUGGCCAAAGUGCUGUGGCACCCGACUACAUCCUAUGCCAUGUAGAUGCCAAAGAUAACCUCCUACAGGCCCUCCGCUGCGCGCUCCUGCAGUUUUACGGGACCGACCCACGCGAGUCCAGGAGCUUCGGUAGGAUGGUGAAUGAGGAAAUCUUCAACAAGGCCAAAGACCAGCUGUGGCGAUCUGGAAAGGUGUUUAUAGGAGGUCAGGUGAAUGAUAUGGAGAGGUACAUUGCACCAACUGUUCUGACGGAGGUCGUGGAGUCUGAUCCAAUCAUGCAGCAGGAUGUUUUUGGACCCAUCCUUCCCAUAUUGACAGUCCAGGAUGCAGAUGAGGCUGUGGCUUUCAUCAAUUCCAGAGAGAAACCACUAUGUGUGUAUGCUUACUCCAGUAACAACAAGGUGAUUUCCAAGAUAAUGAAUGAAACAUCCAGUGGUAGUUUCUGUUUGAAUGACAGCGUCUUACAGAGUGUGAUGGUGGGAAUGCCAUUCGGAGGAGUUGGUGCCAGUGGAAUGGGAUGCUAUCAUGGUCGCUACAGUUUUGAUGCAUUCUCUCAUAAGAAGUCCUGCCUUCUGCGAACCACCCGGAUUGAGUGCAUGGCAUACCUGCGUUAUCCACCUUAUGAAGACCGCAACCUGUCCUUGGUCAGCCUGGCCAGCUCUCUGAAUCUGAGGAGUCAGGGUUGGUGCACUGUUCUGUGAGAGCCACUGCUACACAAAUCAAAUGUCUUUUUACCUUCACUGUGCACAGGAAAGUCUCUUUAAUCCUUUGAUGUAAAACUAUGAUACAUAAACCAAACGUAUGUAUU
Messenger RNA from Pimephales promelas (fathead minnow), 1681 nucleotides. It is a transcript of the gene aldh3b4, whose product is annotated as aldehyde dehydrogenase 3 family, member B4. Gene Ontology annotation, cellular component: cytoplasm. The record is from RefSeq and is a predicted model, not a curated record. Gene Ontology annotation, biological process: aldehyde metabolic process. Lineage: Eukaryota; Metazoa; Chordata; Actinopteri; Cypriniformes; Leuciscidae. Gene Ontology annotation, molecular function: aldehyde dehydrogenase (NAD+) activity; 3-chloroallyl aldehyde dehydrogenase activity.